Purpureocillium takamizusanense is the source of this 1641-nucleotide messenger RNA. Its product is annotated as 3-isopropylmalate dehydrogenase. Gene Ontology annotation, cellular component: cytosol. The coding region runs from base 340 to 1482 and encodes 380 amino acids. The record is from RefSeq and is a predicted model, not a curated record. Lineage: Eukaryota; Fungi; Ascomycota; Sordariomycetes; Hypocreales; Ophiocordycipitaceae. Gene Ontology annotation, biological process: L-leucine biosynthetic process. The transcript has a single exon. Gene Ontology annotation, molecular function: NAD binding; magnesium ion binding; 3-isopropylmalate dehydrogenase activity.
CCCGCGGGCCGGGUCACGUCGGCGUGGUCUUGCGUUACGACUGGAGCUCGCUGCUGUCAUGCGCCAUGUUAGCCGAGUGUGAGGCGAGCCUUCCGAAAACUAGGCUUGACGUUAGGAUGAGCUACUGUCAGGGCACCGGAGCGCAUCGGCGGCGCCGAUGAAGCACCGGUCGGGGCCGAGGCCGAAGUUCGGCCUCGAAACCAUUAUUGAUCUUGACUAUGGAGGAUCAAGUUAACUUUAGUAACACAAGAGGCCAGACUUUGACCAGCCAACCGAUCACCAACUACCUCGUAAAAUACCGCAGCGCAUUGAAAGAGGUUGCACCAACAGACGCGCAACAUGCAUGCCACGACUUUCAGUAUUCUAGUCCUGCCCGGAGACCAUGUUGGUCCUGAGGUCAUGGCCGAGGCACUCAAGGUCCUCGAUGUGAUUGAGGAGUGCCGGCCCGGCGUCAAGUUCGAGCGCACUUUCGACCUCGCCGGUGGAUGCAGCAUCGACGAACACGGAACGCCAAUCACUGAAGAGGUCCUCGAUAAAGCGAGCAAAAGCAAUGCGGUCCUCUUUGGCAGCGUCGGAGGCCCGGAAUGGGCCAACCGCUCUCCCAAUCCCGAGUCCGGGCUGCUCCGCCUCCGGCAGCGACUGGACGCCUUUGCCAACCUGCGGCCGUGCGAAGUCAUUGUUCCCUCGCUCAUCGACGCCUCACCUCUGAAGCCAGAGAUCCUGCGCGGCACCAAGUUCAUCGUCGUCAGGGAGAACUGCGGCGGCGCCUACUUUGGCGACAAGCAGGAGACGCCAGACCUCGCCUCCGAUCUCUGGGUCUACACGCCACCAGAGGUAGAACGGUUGGCUCGCGUAUCGGCUGCCGUCGCACAGAUUAUGGGAUGCUCUGGGGACGGCAAGGGCGGAGGUGGUCCGGCAGUGGUCUGGAGCGCUGACAAGGCAAACGUUCUCGCCAGCGGCAGGCUCUGGCGCAGGGUUACAUCCGAGGUGUUCGCCAAGGAGUUCCCUGAUGUUGAGUUGCAGCACCAGCUUGCCGAUAGCAUGGCCAUGCUCAUGGUCAAGAACCCGCGCGGGUUCAACGGGGUUAUCCAUACCGACAAUACGUUUGGAGACAUUCUAUCCGAUAUCUCAGGAGGCAUCGUCGGCAGCCUUGGCAUCCUCCCCAGUGCAAGCAUCUCGGGCAUUCCGGGCAAGGGCAAGUGCAACGGCAUCUACGAGCCGGUUCAUGGGAGUGCCCCAGACAUUGCCGGCAAAGGCGUUGUGAACCCGGUCGCACAGAUUUUGAGUCUGGCUAUGAUGCUCAGGUACUCUUGCCUGCUUGUUGACGAGGCGGCGGCCAUCGAGAAAGCUGUCGAGCUUGUCUUCGAUACCAAAGAGUCUGGUGGGCUCGGCAUGCGGACGCGAGACAUGGGAGGCCAGGCCGGGACACGUGAGGUUGGCGACGCCAUCUGCGAAGUCGUCAGGAACCUUCUGCAGGGUUAAAUCGAGAACAGGGUUUAUAGAGACAACACACUGUGGCUGCUGCUGCUUUGUCUCCUGCAUGAAGUUCAGUGUUGGUUCUUCGCGCCGUUCAGGAUGGAGAACGACGCCUGUUGAUCGAGACAUGUACUCAUUCUUUCGCGCCAGUAAUCGAUUGUGGAU